Messenger RNA from Daphnia carinata, 1350 nucleotides. Its product is annotated as N-acetylneuraminate 9-O-acetyltransferase-like. Bases 46 to 1155 code for a protein of 369 amino acids. NCBI's taxonomy places the organism in Eukaryota, Metazoa, Arthropoda, Branchiopoda, Diplostraca, Daphniidae. The record is from RefSeq and is a predicted model, not a curated record. The transcript has 5 exons.
CUUCAAGAUUGUGCUUAACUUUGCUUUUGAAAUAUAUAUUUAGAAAUGCCACACGGGGCAUUUCUAAUGGAACUUCAUCGAUCGGUUUCUCAUGUCGGCAAUGCAGUCUGCUGGUUUCUGAUUUUGCUGGCUUGUACAUGCCCCAGCAACCAAAGAGAAUUGAAGACAAACAUCAGACAACUAGAACCAACACACGAAAUGCGGAAAAGAUUGCCAGACGACGAGCUACCUAUUUGCUCAGGUAACCUUCUCGAUCAACGGGAUUACCAUUAUGAAAAAGAAAACCUCGGAUAUUUUGAUACCAGGCGGUUAAUGUCCAAAACUGGUUCAUGCCAACUUUUGCAGUACACAGUUGAACGGGCUGUUGCCUGUCUUGAUGCUAUUAAAGAAGAUAACCCACAGCAAAAAUUUCUUCAUUUGGUAUUUAUCGGUGAUUCGAGAAUUCGUCAACAAUUUUUCAAUUUUCUCAUGCUAAUUCCAGAUCACGACAGGAAGUCGCAGCCGAGUCCAAUUCCACUUAUUUAUCACGAAGAUAUUGAAGUUAUUAGUGAUAUCCUUAGGUUGAAGCUAUCAUUCCAAUGGCGGCCAUUAUUAGACGGUAACGUCACCGAGGCCAUACGCCAAUGGGUGUCUCUUAAUAACGAUGAAGAGCAACCUUACUUUAUUUUCCUAAGUAUGGUCUUAUGGCACAUAGUCCGUAUUCACAGCCAAGAAGAGUACAAUGUUUACCAGGAAAGCCUAAAGAAUAUUAGCCCAGUUCUCAACCAGUUGAUGAAUAACAGCCGAGUAAUUUGGCUUAAUCAAUAUCCAAUGCUGACAUUCUACGAGGGUAUGCAAUACGGUGGAGUUAACAAUUUGGACAUCAUUCUUUCAGAAAACGCUCAUCGUUACAACGAAGCAAUUCGAAGUAUUCUAGAGAAUCGCAGCGGCGUACACAUAUGGGAUUCUAGCAACCCAUUGGCAGAGGAAUACGUUCGUAGUUGUGUCUUUAUUCGACGUGGCCAUUCAAAGUUUGCAUUGUCGGAAGAUCCAGAUCAUACCUUUAUUAACUGCGAAGAUUAUAUCCAUACAGGUUAUUCGGCACUGUCACUAGCCACCCAGCUCCUCUUUAAUGACCUUUGCAAUACUCAUCUUGAAAUUGACUUCGGGGACUAACGUAUCUCUUAGCAAACAACAAAAGUUCAAAGAUUGCUCAGGAUACAUUCUUUUUCUUGCCCAAGAUCAAGUACACUUCACGUCAAGGCGUAACCGUGAGCACCGCAGAAUCUUGACGUUUUACUGGACGAAUACAUAUUUCAUUUUUUUGUCAACAAUUCUUUGUGUUUAGAUUACAUCUUAGAAAAAUUUUUA